AUGUUGACACAUGUUGACAAAUCCAUGAAGGAGUAUGUAAGCUUACAUGCUGAUGGUAUAACAUGCAGAAGAGAAUAUUUGCUAAAUUACUCUGACAUCAGCAAGGAUGAAAUGAAGCACAAUUGCUGUGAUCUUUGUGCAAAAGCUUGUUCAUGUGGAGAACUUAGUUGUCCUGCAAAUCUUCUAUUUGCAGCAACCACUGCAUUUGAUGAAGGUCAAACCGGAACUAGAGAUGUUACAGCUAAAUGAAAGCAAGAACUAACUCAAAAACUUAAUGUAUUAAGAAAGGAACUCAACCUACCAUUAUUUGAAAAUUUAUGGGAUAUUCCUCAACCAGCUCUCUACCUUUCGAAUUGAUCAGGUUUUGAGUGGUGCUCAUUCCCUCUUUUCUAUUAAUGACAUUGUUUCACAUGUAGACAUUUGGAAAAGAGAUCAUGCAGUACAAGUGUACAAGACACUUGAUGAGGUAUUCAAUGACAUGGAUCCAAUACCUGAUAAUUUUCUACCAAGUCAAAAAAAAUUACAAUGAAGAAUGUGGUAUGACUUAGUGAAUGACACUAGUAAUUAUUUUGCAGAUGUGUCAAUCACUGAUAUGGACAUGUCAUCAUUUGAUUUGAGGAUAUUAUGGAUGUAGAUGAUGCUAAUAUUCAUCCUCAAUCAGUAGAAGAGGCAUUCCAGUUAAUGUAAAAUUAAUUCUAUUUCACUUUUAAAUUUACAUACAUUACUUAAAUCUCUUGAUCUCAGCCACACCAAGUUUGGAUAUUCAAUUAAGUCAUCUAGAUUGCCUAUGUAAGCUGAUAUUUUUCUGCUGCUCUUUUGUCCACGCAUAAAAGCUGUGUAUACUGACUGAAUUUUCAGCCGCUGACUGCGACCUUCCUCAGAGUUAAAAUGUCAAGUAGAUUUGAACAAGCUUAUAAGUACUUAGCAUGCAACAAAGGCAAAUAAUAUAUAUAUAUAUAUACAUAUAUAUAUAUCCCAGCCAGCCUGAAUAUACAUUAGUUUGGGACUAUCUUUUAACACUUAUCUGCAUCAACAACGGAAGUAAUCUGGAACACUUGCAAAUUGACUUUCAGAGAAUUUAAUAAAGUUACCAAAGAAGAUGAAUACUUUGUUGUCAGAGUUAAGGACCACAAAACAUUUACCACACAUGGUCCAGUGAAUAUUGUUUUCGAUUCAGUUCUCUUCAAAUAUGCGAGUAUUUUUAUUGAGAAAUUCAGAAAUUAAUUGGAUGGCAUGAGCACAGAGGCGAAUGCUCCAGUAUUUAUGACUUGGAAUAAUGGAAGAUGAAGUCAUUGCAAGUUGGUGCACAGAUCGGGUCUUGUUGGAGGAAGGUAUUCAGCAAAGAUACUUUUGGGGGAAAGUAUUCAGCAAAGAUACUUCUUUGGGUGGAGCAACUGCUUUCUGCAAAGCAGCAGUUUCGGCUGUGCAUGAAUGCAAUGAGAACAUGCGCAAGCGACCAUGCAGAUAUUAUGGUCCACAAAAAAUCCGCUGCGGACAAGUGUUACUUGCUGAAGAAUAAAAGUAAAUCUGCAAGAAUUAGCUAAAAUAAUGAGGUCGGCUGGUGCACUUUGCUCAACAGAAAAGGCGAUUCAUAUGAAGAUGAGGAACUGCCGUGUGAUGAGCCAUUGUUUGAAAACAUCCCCAUGACAUAUAUGGUCACUUUCUGAAACCUCCGCCUUAGAGUUCGCUUUUUCUUCCCAUAUCAAGCAGAAGGCAAUAAGAUUGGAAGAAGUUAGAGAAAUUGUUAAAAGCAUUCCACCACUACAAAGUAUACCUCCUAAGAAAAUCUGUGACAAAGUACGCUCCUACUUUGGGAAAGAUGAUUCACUGAUUGAGGAUUCACUAUCGUUGCCAAAGGAAAUUGAGUCAAAGGGAGAACUAUUGAAACGAGCUGGUCUGAAGUGUAAAAGUG
Molecule: messenger RNA, 1912 nt
Organism: Paramuricea clavata
Lineage: Eukaryota; Metazoa; Cnidaria; Anthozoa; Malacalcyonacea; Plexauridae
Source: the annotation of a GenBank genome assembly